AUGUCAAGUCAAUUUUCUCAUGUUAUAUUUUCUUGGACAACAAUCCAACUUAGCGUUAUUAUGUUAAUUCUCCCAAUGAUUAUUAAUUUUUUGUCACCGACAAAUGCUGUUGAAGAGUGGGCAGAUGUUUUUCUACUCGUCACAGCCUGCAUUUUCAUUGGAACAACGUUUUUCAAUUAUGUAAUUGAAGUUGAGCCUAGAGAAUGGACUAAAACAGAAAUACAAAGUCCCAAAUUAAGUACAACAACAGUUCCUGGAACGACUAUAAGUGCUGAAGAAGGGAAAAAGUUGGGAUUGGAUGUUUUACAAAUUAGUUGA
This is a messenger RNA of Meloidogyne enterolobii, 318 nucleotides long. NCBI's taxonomy places the organism in Eukaryota, Metazoa, Nematoda, Chromadorea, Rhabditida, Meloidogynidae. The record is from the annotation of a GenBank genome assembly.